Messenger RNA from Branchiostoma floridae (Florida lancelet), 1285 nucleotides. Its product is annotated as zinc finger protein 431-like. Gene Ontology annotation, molecular function: DNA-binding transcription factor activity, RNA polymerase II-specific; RNA polymerase II cis-regulatory region sequence-specific DNA binding. The transcript has 3 exons. Lineage: Eukaryota; Metazoa; Chordata; Leptocardii; Amphioxiformes; Branchiostomatidae. The record is from RefSeq and is a predicted model, not a curated record. Gene Ontology annotation, biological process: regulation of DNA-templated transcription. Bases 239 to 1285 code for a protein of 348 amino acids.
GGGGUCGCGGAUGAACACUGUGUUCUGCGACCCUGUGAAAGCGGGACGAGUACAUGUAGACUUGGGAUGUCUCUUCUUCUUUGCUGCUGAAACUGUCCUAGAGAGGUUGGAAGUUGGGAAGAGAUGCUCGUAGUUUCUUCCUGGAUCGUGCAUAAGCUUAAGGUGACGGACGAGGAUAAGAGUCAAGAGGCUGGCAACAAACCUUCCUGUCCAGACGCAGACCGUGGAACAUCGGACCAUGUCAAAAAGAGGGGAGAUGAAGAAACACUUUUGUCCGCACUGUAAGUAUAGAACGGGGAAUGCGGCACACUUGAAAGAUCACAUCAGGACUCAUACCGGUGAGAGACCAUACCAGUGCCAGCAUUGUGACUAUUCUGCAUCACAAAAGAGCCGCCUGAAAAUGCACAUUAUUGCUAUACACACCGAUGAGAAAGCAGCAUACGGACGUGGACGCAGUGAGCGUUCGACAGCAUGCAAACGUGAACGUGUCCGGACCGAACACACUGGUGGUGUGAGACAACAUGCGCAUCGUUGCGAUCUUUGUAACUAUUCUACCACAUACAAGGCGCAUCUGAAGCGCCACAUUGCGGCGAAACACAGUAACUACAGGCCGCACAAAUGUCCAACAUGUGAUUUUGCUGCGGUGGACAAAACAUGUCUGAAAAAUCACGUAGCUACCCAUUCUAUUGAGAGACCAUACAGCUGUGAGAUUUGUGAUUACUCUGCAAAAACAAAGGAUCAUUUGAGACAGCACAUGACCACGCAUGCUGUCGAAAAGCCUUACAAAUGUGACGCCUGUAGUUAUUCUUCUGCGCAAUUGUCGAAUUUGAAACGCCACAUGGCUAAGCACACCGGUGAGAAACCUUACAAAUGUGACAUUUGUGGGUAUGGUACAGCAGAUAUGUCAAAUUUGAAACGGCACAUCAUGGGCCAACACGCUGGUGAGAAACCUUACAAAUGUGACAUUUGUGGGUACAGUGCAGCACAAAGGUCAAAUUUAAAGCUUCACAUUAAGGCUAAACACUCAGACGAGAGGUCCUACAAAUGUAAAGUUUACGGUUAUGCUACUUCACGAAUUACCACACAUACUGGCGAGAAACCUUACAAAUGUGACAUUUGUGGGCACGGUACUGCAUAUUUGUCAAAUUUGAAGCGGCAUGUAAUGGACAAACACUCUGCCGAGAAGUCCUACAAGUGUGACACUUGUGGCUAUGCCACUUCACGAAUGUCUGAUUUAAAGAAGCACAUCGCCACACACACUGGCGAAAAACCUUACAAAUCUUGA